GAGCAGCUCGCGCCUGGGCUUUGGGCUGGCUGCAGUCUGUCCGAGAGCGGCGGAAGCGGCUGGCUCAUUUAAGAUGAGGCUUCUGCUGCUUCUCCUGGUGGCGGCGUCUGCGAUGGUCCGGAGCGAGGCCUCGGCCAAUCUGGGCGGCGUGCCCAGCAAGAGAUUAAAGAUGCAGUACGCCACGGGGCCGCUGCUCAAGUUCCAGAUUUGUGUUUCCUGAGGUUAUAGGCGGGUGUUUGAGGAGUACAUGCGGGUUAUUAGCCAGCGGUACCCAGACAUCCGCAUUGAAGGAGAGAAUUACCUCCCUCAACCAAUAUAUAGACAUAUAGCAUCUUUCCUGUCAGUCUUCAAACUAGUAUUAAUAGGCUUAAUAAUUGUUGGCAAGGAUCCUUUUGCUUUCUUUGGCAUGCAAGCUCCUAGCAUCUGGCAGUGGGGCCAAGAAAAUAAGGUCUAUGCAUGUAUGAUGGUUUUCUUCUUGAGCAACAUGAUUGAGAACCAGUGUAUGUCAACAGGUGCAUUUGAGAUAACUUUAAAUGAUGUACCUGUGUGGUCUAAACUGGAAUCUGGUCACCUUCCAUCCAUGCAACAACUUGUUCAAAUUCUUGACAAUGAAAUGAAGCUCAAUGUGCAUAUGGAUUCAAUCCCACACCAUCGAUCAUAGCACCACCUAUCAGCACUGAAAACUCUUUUGUAAGUUGUUUAAAAUAUAGCUAAUGUAUAGGUUUCUGUUGAUUCUUAUGACUCAGCAAGUUAGUAAAUAUUACAUAUAUUAUCACUUGAGUUUCCAAUUUAAGAUUAAACAGAGGGAUGUAUUCUUCAUUAAAAUGUUGAAGUGUAUGAAGAGAGUUCGGCCUUGCCAAAAUAAAGUCAGGUUGUUAGUAAUUUUAUCUUCAAGGCUUAAUGAUUGGGUCUGUAACCUUAUUUUCUUUGCUCUGAAUUCCUAAUGGCCAGAGUGGAUAUAUUAUGCUAGAGGUGUGUAUACUUCCUGUCCUUACCUUCAAGUAAUUAGUUCCUGAGAGUAUGCAAAUUCUUUGAACAUACUCAAGAUAAAAAAUUUAUAGGCAAAUGUGUGAACACAGAGAGGUAUUAGUUAACUUUUUCUUUGUGAUCAUUGAAUUGACUUUCUAAAGAGUUUUUAUGAGUGAUUUUUGAAAUAAAAUAUUCUUUUUUCUGUAUAUCUUUCAGGCAUUAAGGGAUCAUUGCAAGAGCAGCGUGGCUGACAUUAUGAAGGCCUGUACUGAAGACAGCAAGCUGUUAGUACAGACCAGAUGCUUUCUUGGCAGGCUCGUUGUACCUCUUGGAAAACCUCAAUGCAAGAUAGUUUUUCAGUGCUGGCAUAUUUUGGAAUUCUGCACAUUCAUGGAGUGCAAUAAUACUGUAUAGCUUUCCCCACCUCCCACAAAAUCACCCAGUUAAUGUGUGUGUGUGUGUGUUUUUUUAAGGUAGACAUUACUACUUGUAACUGUUUUUCUUAGUCGUAUUUGAAAAAGUAGAAAAUUGAGUUACAAUUUGAUUUUUUUCCCAAAGAUGUCUGUUAAAUCUGUUGUGCUUUUAUACGAAUAUUUGUUUUUUAUGGUUUAAAAUUGAUCCUUUGGGAAUCCAGUUGAAGUUCCCAAAUACUUUAUAAGAGUUUAUCAGACAUCUCUAAUUUGGCCAUGUCGUUUCUGUAGUUUACAAAAUAUAGCAGAUGCAAGAUUAUGGGGGGAAUCCUAUAUUCAGAGUACUCUACAAAUUUUUGUGUAUGUGCGUGUGAUUACCAGAGAACUACUAAAAAAACCAACUGCAUUUUAAAUUCUAUUGUGUAGUUCAAGUGUCAUGCCUUGACCAAUCUAAUGAAUUGAUUAAUUAACUGGGCCUUUAUACUUAACUAAAUAAAAAACUAAGCAGAUAUGAGUUAAAUUUAAAAGUUUCAAUUUAUUGCUCAAUGUACCUGUUAACAUUAUAUUUAACAGUUGCUUAAAUUUUUGUUUUUGAUUUAUGGAUAAUUUCUUAAGAGUACACACUUUAGAUACACAAAUAAUCGUUCAUUUACCAUCUUUAGGAUCAUUGAAACUCAUCUCACUAAAGAAAGUUCACUUGAACCUCUUAUAGCAUUGAUACUAGGUGAACAGAAAUUACCUGACUAAUAAUUUGUCUAACAUCAUAUAUCAGAAUUUUAUUGUAUAUGAUGAACAAAACUUAAAAUUUUUUAAAUUUAAUUUUUAAAUACUGUUUCAGAGUUCUAAAAAGGCAGUUUUUUAAAAAACUUAAAUUGUUAAAAACUGUAAGAAUAAUUUAGCAGAAAUAGAACCAGAAUGUAGAAAAACAGUCAUGUAACAGCAGUAAUAACAUACUUCAGCUUCCAUAUAGGAAUAGAAGUGGUAGAGCCAAAAGUGAUUUAGGGAAAAGUUAUAAGGUACAGGUUGAGUAUCCCUUUUCCAAAAAUGCUUGGUCCAAGAAGUAUUUCAGAUUUCAUAAUUUUUUUCAAAGUUUGGAAUAUUUGCAUUAUACUUACCAGUUGGGCAUCCCAAAUCUGAAAUCUGAAAUGUUCCAUGAGCAUUUCCUUUGAGUGUCAUGUUGGCACUCAGAAACGUUCAACAUUGAGUCCACUUAACACUUAGGUGUUAGAAGACCUAACUUUCUGUAACAAUUAACCUUAUACUUUGUUUGUCAUCGAAUAUUUGUUGAAUGCAUGUCAGGUAAUGGUCUUGAUUGUGAUAGCUUCAAGGUGGAACAUACUGUAAUCUCCAGAUGCUAGGAAGUUAGUCUAGUAAUUCACUGCAGAAAAUUGAUUAAAUGGCUGUCCUUUUAAUUAAGAGUGUGGAGUCAUAAACUUAAGUUCUUCAUAUAGUGACAAGAGUCCUUAGAGAUUGUUAUUCACGUUCCUUAGAAAUUGUUAUUUAGGUAUAAUAUCAUGUCUUUGACUAGAGCUUGAAACCUUGUUAACUGAUUGUGUACCACUCCAAAUUCCCUGCCUUCUGCAAGUUGAAUGUCUUGCUGAAUGUGUCUAGGGGUUCAUCUUCAGUAAUCGACAUUCCACUAGUGCCACAGUUAACUUCAUGACAUGUAGACAUUCAAAACCUGAGCCUUGGAUGUUCCUGUGGACCUGACAGUUAAAAAUAUAAAGAACCUAAGAUUCAAAUCCAACUUUCUCUGUUUGCCUUGGGUUGAAUAACUUAUCUUUUGGAGAAUAGCUUUAAGUGGCUUAGACACUGAUAAAAUUCAGCUAUAUUGUUGACACUCAUCUCUUUUGUCUUAUGCUUAGCCAUAUUUAAAUCUUGAAUUUAAUAGAGUCUAGUGAAAAAAUGAGUGGAAAGAAUGAAUAUAAAGUAAUAAUAUAAGGAAAAAAGGGAAAGUAAACUAUUUAGAAUGUAGUUUUGUUAUAUUCCCAACAUUUCAAUAUUUAUUAGUUACUUGUAAAUUACUGUGGCUGUGUAGUUUAUAAAUGUCUGUGCACUGUAUUAAUUAGAAGACCAUAGAACAUGCCAGCAGGUUGGCUAAUGCUAUGGGGGUUUUUACCACAGUUGCCAUUGUGGAAGAAAUUAUUUGGUACAUUAAUAAAAAAAGUUGGUAAAACAUGGUUUUAUACCUCAGUGUAUAAGAUGUGCAAGACAAAUAUGCUUAUUUCCUUUUCUAGAAUAUAAGUGAUAUUAUUUGCUUAUGACACUAACACUAUUAAUGACAGGAGUCAAUCAGCCUUUACAGCUAUCAAAAUAUAAUGAGAUCCCAAUGAUGAUUCUUUUUUACUUUGAAUGUUAAUUAGUUUGGGACUUUGGCUGGCAAACAUUUUAUCAUUGUCAGAAUUUAAUUUAGAUUUCAAAAAUAGCUUACAGGAUUUUAAACAUGGUGUGGUAUUCUAAAGCCUUUUUUUAAAAAAGAGAUCUUUUUGAGAGAAACAAAUGAGGAUUGUAAAGUUUGGGGACUUACCUCUGUAGCAUUGUGAAAAUAAACUUUUAUUAAGCUGA
Messenger RNA from Symphalangus syndactylus (siamang), 3944 nucleotides. RefSeq names its product selenoprotein T (gene SELENOT). The record is from RefSeq and is a predicted model, not a curated record. NCBI's taxonomy places the organism in Eukaryota, Metazoa, Chordata, Mammalia, Primates, Hylobatidae. Gene Ontology annotation, cellular component: endoplasmic reticulum membrane. Gene Ontology annotation, molecular function: thioredoxin-disulfide reductase (NADPH) activity. Gene Ontology annotation, biological process: cell redox homeostasis.